CCACUAUAUAUGCAUUACUGAAUCUAUAGAUACAUAGAGAUACAGGCGCGUUUUGAUCGAAGGGAAGACCUAGAUUUCAGUCACAGGUUUGCACUAAUUUUGGAUUGUGAUAAAUUUUCAGAUUGAGGUUUGGCGGUGGUGGUUGUGGUGGUGCCGUGGCGGUGGUGGUGGAAGUGUGAAGAGUACAGUGGUUGCUGUAUGUCAGUAGAUUGCGACUCGCAUUGCGGUGGAUUGGGUGAGCUUGCUAAUCAGUUACAAUGGCCACAACUGCGAAAAAGGCGACGCCUACUAAUGUUUGUUGCGCUGCCGAUGGUGGAAAAUCGGCGGCUGCCGUUGCCGGUGUCCGCCGUGAGGCGGCUUCUGCCUUUGCCUCUGCUGUUGAUUGGAGUGUUCCGUCUGCGACUGCCGAAGAUCUGCAGGACAAGAAAGCUGCUGCCAUGACGUCUGUGAUCCGACCCGAGCCUUCAUCUAACGCCGCUACUAAAGGGAUCCAGGUUAUGCCUAGGGCUCAAACGGUUCAUCCUUUGGAUCCUUUAUCUGCUGCUGAAAUCUCUGUAGCCGUGGCAACUGUCAGGGCAGCUGGUGCCACCCCUGAGGUGAGAGACGGCAUGCGUUUUAUCGAAGUGGUUCUACUGGAACCAGAUAAACAUGUGGUUGCACUGGCAGAUGCCUAUUUCUUUUCACCUUUCCAACCAUCGUUGUUACCUAGAACCAAAGGAGGACUGACAAUUCCCAGCAAGCUUCCUCCAAGGCGGGCUAGACUAGUUGUCUACAAUAAAAAAUCGAAUGAGACAAGUAUAUGGAUUGUUGAACUAACUCAAGUACAUGCAACAACUCGAGGUGGGCAUCACAGGGGAAAAGUUAUCUCAUCCACAGUUGUUCUGGAUGUUCAGCCACCUAUGGACGCUGUGGAAUAUGCUGAAUGUGAAGCUGUUGUCAAAGAUUACCCUCCAUUUAUAGAGGCAAUGAAGAAAAGGGGUAUUGAUGAUAUGGAUCUAGUCAUGGUUGAUCCUUGGUGUGUUGGUUAUCACCGUGAGUCUGAUUCUCCUAGUCGUAGACUUGCGAAACCACUUAUAUUUUGCAGAACCGAGAGUGACUGUCCUUUGGAAAAUGGCUAUGCACGGCCAGUGGAAGGAAUUCAUGUUCUUGUCGAUAUGCAAAAUAUGGUAGUUAUCGAGUUUGAAGAUCGUAAAUUUGUCCCCUUACCUCCAGCUGAUCCAUUGAGGAAUUACACUCCUGGUGAAACAAGAGGAGGGGUUGAUAGAAGUGAUGUGAAACCCCUGCAAAUUGUUCAGCCAGAGGGACCUAGCUUUCGAGUUAAUGGACGUUAUGUAGAGUGGCAGAAGUGGAACUUUCGGGUUGGUUUCACUCCGAGAGAGGGUUUAGUUAUCCACUCGGUUGCCUAUGUUGAUGGUAGUCGGGGUCGAAGACCUAUAGCUCACAGGUUGAGCUUUGUGGAGAUGGUUGUUCCCUAUGGGGAUCCCAAUGAUCCACAUUACAGGAAGAAUGCAUUUGAUGCUGGGGAAGAUGGCCUUGGGAAGAAUGCUCACUCUCUUAAGAAGGGAUGUGAUUGUUUGGGAUAUAUAAAGUAUUUUGAUGCUCAUUUCACAAAUUUUACUGGAGGAGUUGAAACAACGGAAAACUGUGUAUGUUUGCACGAAGAGGAUUAUGGAAUCCUGUGGAAGCAUCAAGAUUGGAGAACAGGAUUGGCAGAAGUUCGAAGAUCAAGACGUCUUACCGUUUCUUUUAUUUGCACUGUUGCCAAUUAUGAAUAUGGAUUCUAUUGGCACUUUUAUCAGGAUGGGAAAAUUGAAGCAGAAGUUAAACUUACUGGAAUUCUCAGUUUAGGAGCACUGCAACCAGGAGAAACUCGAAAAUAUGGCACAACAAUUGCCCCAGGAUUAUAUGCCCCAGUUCAUCAGCACUUUUUUGUUGCUCGUAUGGAUAUGGCAGUUGACUGCAAGCCUGGAGAAGCACACAAUCAGGUUGUUGAAGUGAAUGUCAAAGUUGAAGAACCUGGAAAGGAUAAUGUUCACAACAAUGCUUUUUAUGCUGAGGAAACUUUGCUUAGAAGUGAAUUAGAAGCCAUGCGUGAUUGUGAUCCUUUCUCAGCUCGCCAUUGGAUUGUAAGCAUUCUGACCUGAUAGCAUGACCAUUUA
Molecule: messenger RNA, 2159 nt
Organism: Olea europaea var. sylvestris
Lineage: Eukaryota; Viridiplantae; Streptophyta; Magnoliopsida; Lamiales; Oleaceae
Product: copper methylamine oxidase-like
Exons: 9
Coding region: 258-2144 (628 amino acids)
Biological process (GO): amine metabolic process
Molecular function (GO): quinone binding; primary methylamine oxidase activity; copper ion binding
Source: RefSeq, a predicted model, not a curated record